Messenger RNA from Enterospora canceri, 858 nucleotides. The record is from the annotation of a GenBank genome assembly. NCBI's taxonomy places the organism in Eukaryota, Fungi, Microsporidia, Enterocytozoonidae.
AUGGUAAACAGCAACACGUGUAAUCAAGUUGAACUCCACUACAGCAACGAUGAUGAACGAAUCGGAUUUGCAGUUGAAGUAUUGGGUGUAGAGAUGAAGUGCAUCAGAAGCAGUAAAACAGAACUGGUAAUAAGUGGUAUUCCAUACACUGGUGCUGAAUUCUACACCAAAUUGAUUGAGACACUCGGCCUGAAUACGACUGUGAAUGCGUUCAGAAACAGCAUCACCAGAAUAACAACUAAACCAAUUGACUGUAAGUUCAUGAAGGCAAUAAACUACUAUAACGUGCUACGAGAUGCAAUUGAGAAUGGGACACUGAAGAACUACGAAUACGUGGUGAAUGAGAAUCCAUCAACGAGGAUGACGCCUGAGUUCUAUCUCCUGGAAGUGUGUGCAGGUAGAAUAAGUGAAAUUGAGGAAGUGACUGGAAUGGACACAAUUUACAGGGAAGUGGUGGAAUUUGGAGAGGAAAAGAAGGUUAUUUGUAGUGGACUAAGAAAAGAGUACAAAAUGGGUGAUUUAUUGAAGAAGACAUUUCUGUUUGUGACCAACUUGAAGGCGGCUAAGUUUGGGACUGAAAAGAGUGAGGGAAUGAUAUGCUGUGGGGCAGAAGACGGGAGAAUUGAGGCCAUUGGAGUGGAUGAGAGCAAGACUGGGAUGAGAAUAGGCCUAGAAGGAGAACAGGAGUAUUUUGGUGGUGUUAAGAGGAGUCAGGUCAGCAUGAAGAAGGAGAAAUAUGGGAAGGUGCUUGAGAUGUACAGGGUGGUGGAAGGAGAGCUCCAUUUUGGAGACAGGCGUGUUCUACUGGGAAAUGAGCCAGUGCGACUGAAAAGUGUCAGAAAUGGAAGAAUGAGGUGA